GUUAUGAGAGAGAAAGACCACUCACCAAGAAAGAUGCUUCCUAGCCCAAAACAGGGCUGUGUUUACCCUGCCUUAGGAUUAAUACCCACAUCGUAUAUAUCACAUGUACCUUAUGAUCUGUCCGCCUCAACGACGGCAGCAACAGCCACCAGCAGCAUGACAACGACAACAGCGCGACACCAACAUCAGCAACAUCAACAGCAGCAACAUCAACAGCAACAACACCAUGGCAACAAGGCGAAGCGACGCAGCAGCUACGAUCAACCGCUGGACUUGCGACUGGCGCACAAGCGUCGCCAGCCGGGGAAGGGGGAGGAGAUACCGCUGCCGCUGCCGCUGGAGGAUGAGAAUAGCAAUCUCAUCAUGUUUGCGAAUGAGCUGGCAGCGCAGCGUAAGGAGAAGGAGCUGAACAAUAAUCAUAUUGCCGCCUCUCUGGCGGAUCUGGGCUUUGAUAUGAGCCGCAAGAUGUUGCGUGCAUUGCGAGAGGGCGUUGCCACGCCCCCAGCGCCACCAGCUGGCGUUGUGCCCGGCGUGCACUCGACGCUGCUGGAGGCGAUGACAAAAACACUGCCGCUGCAAUAUCGCAACGUGUUUGCUCCACCAACGCCACAGGCAACCGCACCACCGGAUUUUGCCUUUCGGCAUCCUCUGAAGAAAGCCGAACUCGCUUGGCCGCCCAACGAGCCACAGCAGCAGCAACAGCAGCAGCAGCAGCAGCAACAGUUGAAACUGGAGCUGCCGACGCCGACAACAAUUGUACCUACACUGGCAACCAGCACGCCAACGCCCACGCCACACCCACACCCACAGCUGCAGGAGUUCCAAUCCCGUCAGCAUUCCCGCAAGGCGAAGCAGCGGCAAACGCAGUCUCAGUCUCAAUCCCAAUCCCAAACGACAGUUGCCAGCGGCAACACGUUGCCGACGCAGCAGCAACGGAACAAGGAUCGCUACACCUGCAAGUUCUGUGGCAAGGUGUUUCCCCGUUCCGCCAAUCUGACGAGGCAUCUGCGAACGCACACGGGAGAGCAACCGUACAAGUGCAAGUACUGCGAACGUUCCUUCAGCAUCUCCUCGAACCUGCAGCGUCACGUGCGCAACAUCCACAACAAGGAGCGACCCUUCAAGUGCGAGAUCUGCGAACGCUGCUUUGGCCAGCAGACGAAUCUGGACAGGCAUCUCAAGAAGCAUGAGUCGGAUGCGGUAUCGUUGAGUGCUUUGAGUGGUGUUAGCGAACGGAUGCACUGCAUCCGAAGGUUCUGUGAGAAUCCCAGCGAAGAGUCCUACUUCGAGGAGAUACGCACAUUCAUGGGCAAGGUCACGCAGCAGCAGCAGCAGCAACAACAACAGCAGCAACAACAACAGCAGCAGCACCAGCAGCAACAACAGCAACAACAACAGCAACAGUCACUGCCAUUGGCAACAUCACGAAGCUCCGCCUCGUCCAGUUGCUCCGCCUCGCACACGCCCACAUCCUCGCAUACGCCCACGCAAUCGGAGUCGUCGGAAACGCUGGCGCAGGAGCUGCGUCGAUUGCAGGCGGAGCGUGCCAAGACGGGCGAAGACAGCAACGAUGAACUUUCAAUACAGUUGAAGCAGGAGGAGGCAGAUCAUGAAGAUGACGAGGAGAACGAGGAGGAGGAGAAGGAAUCUAAGGAAUCCAUACUACAUACCAUACCAUCACCAACAACAACAACAACACCAGAAACACCCACGCCUAAGCAGGAACCCUAAUGGAGACCUCAAAGCGUCAUCUCUCCAAUCCUGACCCUGAAGCAAACAUUUCCUAUAUUCGUGUGGUAAAACCGAAACGAGACCAGUAGCAACAACACAAACUAUUUGCAGACCUUAUAUUAUUACUUUUG
Messenger RNA from Drosophila innubila, 1862 nucleotides. Its product is annotated as dendritic arbor reduction protein 1. Gene Ontology annotation, molecular function: RNA polymerase II cis-regulatory region sequence-specific DNA binding; DNA-binding transcription activator activity, RNA polymerase II-specific. Bases 4 to 1731 code for a protein of 575 amino acids. Lineage: Eukaryota; Metazoa; Arthropoda; Insecta; Diptera; Drosophilidae. Gene Ontology annotation, cellular component: nucleus. Gene Ontology annotation, biological process: regulation of transcription by RNA polymerase II. The record is from RefSeq and is a predicted model, not a curated record. The transcript has a single exon.